AGGGCGCUGCACAUGAAGGAGCAUCCGGAUUACAAGUACAGACCUAGAAGGAAACCGAAACCUCUGAUGAAGAAAGAGCAAAAGUUCGGCUUCCCGAUGUCGCACAUGUCUCCGCCGGACUCCCAUCAGCUCUCCAGAUCUCUGAUCCCUCCGAUCAGCUCAGCCUCAAGUCUCACUUCGAGUCUCCUCACACCGGAUUCAGAUCACCUGAAGAUCCAUCGCUCGAUGUUCCCGCCUCUGCCGUACCUCUACCCGUUCAGACAUCCAGUCGAUGAAUCGAAAUUCGCAGCAGAAUUGGCGCUUCUCUACAGCAACAACCCGUUAUAUCCGCCAGGAUUGAACUGGCCCAUCUCGAAUCUGAGCGGCAUGGGAAGUCCCUGCAACAUCUGCCCUCCGGCUUUCCCGCGACGGACGCCAAGUCCGGAGACGAUCAAGAGGCCCGUCUGCGUGAUCAUGAAGAACGACGAGUUCCGGAACGAUCAGGUUCCCGCGCACGUCAUAUGAAAACCACUUCC
This is a messenger RNA of Nicrophorus vespilloides, 515 nucleotides long. Its product is annotated as transcription factor Sox-14-like. The record is from RefSeq and is a predicted model, not a curated record. NCBI's taxonomy places the organism in Eukaryota, Metazoa, Arthropoda, Insecta, Coleoptera, Silphidae. Gene Ontology annotation, molecular function: RNA polymerase II cis-regulatory region sequence-specific DNA binding; DNA-binding transcription factor activity, RNA polymerase II-specific. Gene Ontology annotation, biological process: cell differentiation; anatomical structure morphogenesis; regulation of DNA-templated transcription.